Messenger RNA from Caenorhabditis remanei, 330 nucleotides. RefSeq lists its product as uncharacterized. The record is from RefSeq and is a predicted model, not a curated record. Lineage: Eukaryota; Metazoa; Nematoda; Chromadorea; Rhabditida; Rhabditidae. The transcript has a single exon. The coding region runs from base 1 to 330 and encodes 109 amino acids.
AUGUUGCUCACCGGCUCAGUGCUCCGUGGACUCAUCGCUACCAUCUACCUUAUCACCCUCUCCACAUCGGCCACCCUUACUUUGAUCUACUACUCCGAACCCGUCAUAUUCGCUUUUGUCAUCACCGCCGUCUGCCUGUUGGUCCUUACCUACCCGAUACUCUGCUUAUUUGCAGUAUCCAGACAGUAUGACUUGGAGAUUCGCGGGCUUUGCAGUGGUGGAUUCCAGUGGAUUCCAAAUUCCCAAUUUUUGGCGGGAAAUCAGAAGAUAAAAGUGUUGGAGGAGAAGCCGACGAAACUCGACGAAGCUUUUAUAUAUGCUUAUAUGUAA